Messenger RNA from Haliotis rubra (blacklip abalone), 501 nucleotides. RefSeq names its product neuronal acetylcholine receptor subunit alpha-5-like. Gene Ontology annotation, biological process: monoatomic ion transport. Lineage: Eukaryota; Metazoa; Mollusca; Gastropoda; Lepetellida; Haliotidae. The record is from RefSeq and is a predicted model, not a curated record. Gene Ontology annotation, cellular component: membrane. The coding region runs from base 1 to 501 and encodes 166 amino acids. The transcript has a single exon.
AUGGUGUUCCACGUGCCCCCGGAGUCAGGAGAGAAGAUGACUCUCUGUGUGUCUGUGUUGUUGGCCUAUGCGGUGUACCUGACAUCCAUCAACUCCUUCUUACCCUCUGUGUCCGACCACGUGGCUCUCUACAGCGUUUAUCUGAACUGCAUGUUUUUCCUCAAGGCGUUGACUGUUGUGGCGUCAGUCUUUGUCCUACACCUUCACUCAGCACUGCCCAAGUCGACAAUAAGAAAACAGCUGACUAAGCGUCUUUCUGGUAAUCCAAAGAAAGCUACAACCGGUACCGAUUCAACUGGUAAUCCCGGUGAAGCUAAUGACCUGAAUGAUGCAUCUGUGAAACCUGACAAGAAGGCCGAGGACGUCAAACAGGUGCUCGAACAAGAACAGUGGUUUGAUAUUGUCAAAAAGGUGGACCUUCUGUUCUUUUGUGUUUUCUUAUUGUUGUUCAUUUUGUCAACAUGUGGAUUUUUCUGCGCAAUUGCAUUCAGACAAGUGUAA